Molecule: messenger RNA, 909 nt
Organism: Canariomyces notabilis
Lineage: Eukaryota; Fungi; Ascomycota; Sordariomycetes; Sordariales; Chaetomiaceae
Product: Triosephosphate isomerase
Exons: 1
Coding region: 1-909 (302 amino acids)
Biological process (GO): glycolytic process; gluconeogenesis; glycerol catabolic process
Cellular component (GO): cytosol
Molecular function (GO): triose-phosphate isomerase activity
Source: RefSeq, a predicted model, not a curated record
AUGUACUUCUCCCUGGCACGCACUCAAUCCUUCGUAACCUCCACCAUCUCUUUACUCUCCCAAUCAUCAUCUCCCAGUUCCCAAUCAGCUCAAUCACGGUCGGGAGGAGCAGGACAACUUCAACAACUUGUAGAGAAAAUAACCGCCUUCAUCCUCCCGGACUUCAUCUCCCUCACCCACGUCGCAAACACCAUCUCCGCCGCCUUGCCGCCCAUCAAUCAACUUCUCGUAGUUGGCGCACAAAACUGUGCCGCACACCACGCCUUUGGCCCGUUGACGGGCGAGGUCUCGCCCGCCGUGUUGCGCGAGGCUGGAUGCAGGAUUGUCAUGGUCGGCCAUGCCGAGCGCAGAAGGUUGUUUGGGGAGGGGGAUCCCGAUGGGCGGGUGGUCAGGGACAAGGUUGCGGGUGUGUUGAGGAAUGGGAUGGUCCCGUUGAUCUGUGUAGGGGAGGUGGGUAGGCCUGAACCGGAGUCUGACGGUGCGGAGGGUGGUGAUGGUGAUGCAGGGGUGCGGGCUGCGGUUGAGGAGGUGGUUGGCCAGGUGCAGGCUGCGCUGCGAGGGUUGAGCGAGGAGGUGUUGAACGGUCAGCUUAAGGGAGACUCUGGGGAGGAAGAUAAGGGAGAGAUUAUUUUGGCGUAUGAGCCGGUCUGGGCUAUUGGCGCGCCGGAACCGGCUGCGGCAGAGUAUGUUAGGGCGGUUGUCAGGAGGGUGAGGGAGAGUGAAGUGCUGAAGGGGUGGCCAGGGAGGGUGAGGAUUGUUUAUGGCGGCGCGGCCAAGCCGGGGAUGUGGGGGCGGCUGGGAGGGGACUUGGAUGGGUUGUUUCUGGGCAGGUUUGCGCACCAGCCGGAGCAGUUUGUGAAGAUCAUUCACGAGGUUGCGGGGGUGGACUCGAGCGUUGGGGGUGGGUAG